Molecule: messenger RNA, 737 nt
Organism: Pistacia vera
Lineage: Eukaryota; Viridiplantae; Streptophyta; Magnoliopsida; Sapindales; Anacardiaceae
Exons: 2
Coding region: 56-634 (192 amino acids)
Source: RefSeq, a predicted model, not a curated record
CACAUGAUCACAACUUCUCUUCACAUCUACAUUUGAGCUUUCAUCCUCUGCUCCCAUGACCAACGCCGUCAACUUCUCCACCGCUCUUCGCACACCCUCUUCUUCGACCCCUGCUCUCCGCAGAUCAACGGCGUUCAAGCGACAAAAUCUCAGACCCACUCACCGAUGCUGUUCACUGAGUCUAACACCGAUUUCAAGCUUCAGUCUUCGUCACGGUGAGGAAACACUGUUCGAGGCUCGAGACGUCGGCGUUGAAGAGCAUGAGCAAGUAGUGGCGGAAAGAAAUAUACUGAGGGAUCAACUGGCUCGGAGAAAUGAGGAAAUUAAGAAGCUUAAAGCAGUUGUUGAUUCGGCAUUGAAGGAAUUGAGCAAUGUAGUUACUCGUUUAAAGGAAGUUUGUCCUUCUAACGAAGAAGAAGAUGGAAAAAAAAAAAAAAUAGCUCAGCAGCUGAUAUCCCCUGAAGUGAAAUCAGCUAACAAAUGUGAACCACAAAAAGUUGAGCCAAAAACACCUGAAGUAAGAGCAACAGGAAAACGCAGAAACGAUAUAUGGGGACGAUCAAGUGGAGAUGAUUCAUUGCCACCUUCGAAAAAGUCUCAUCUCAGCCGGAGCACAGGACUGUCCUUUCCUUAGUUUUGGAAUUUCUUAAGUGUUAGGGGUUCUCUAUGGAGUUUGAAGUUAUUUUGCUAGAGAGGAUUUUCUCAUUGUACUUUGUUCAAUGAAAUUUUGCCUUAAU